AUGAAAGAAAACUAACCAAAUAUCUUAAAGAAGAAAAUAUUUUUUUAACUGACUGGUUAGAUAAGCAAAAUUAGCAGCGAUAAUCCUCCUGCGCAUAGAAGAAUUCUAGAAUAAAAGAAUGAAAUUAUUUAAUAGCAUAACACUGUUUAUUUCGAUAAGUAGACUCAUCCUCAAUAAUUCAAAUAAGAUUGCGCAAAUAAUACAGAUUUAUAAUAAAAGCUCUCAAAAACUUCUACAAGAAGAAUUUUUGAUUAAAUAUAAUUUAGAUAGCAUGAAAUUACUCUUAGAAACAACGAAACAUCAAAGAAUAUUAAAAAUAACUACAUGUAUGGUCCUUAGUCAGACCGCAUUUAAAAGGGCUUUGUCACUCAAAGCAUGUCUAAAAGAUUACUAGGAGUUAUAAAAAACGCCAGUAAUCAAUAAAGUUACUAGAACUAAGGAGAUACUCAGUGCAACUACGAUGAUGAAGAGGAUACUUUAGACGAAUUUAAUAUUUUGCUGAAGUAGAAGUAACCUCCUUAAUAAGAAACUUCUAUCAAAUUUAGUAAAGAGUUUCGAGUUUUUAAUUUGUUAGUUCAAUUUUUAUAAUUUGAAGAUCUAUUAAAUAUUAAAUAUUUAUGCAAGUUAUUUUGCUCAAAUAAGUAUUCAUAAAGUAUCAAAAAGAGAUUGAGCUAUUUUAUAUCUUAAGGAUUAACUGAAAGCCAACAAUAUUUUUUAUGGGACUAAUACAUUAAUUUUAACUCUGUUUAAAAAAAAUAUGAACUAUAAUACUAUAACUAUACGCUACUUCCCUCUUAAUCAGACAUGGAAAUAUUAAAAGAUAUAGAUAGAACAAUUAUUUUUUAAGGUGAAAUGAUUUCAGGAAAGCAAAAAGAAAAACUAAAAAAAAUUCUAAGAGCAAUCAGUCAUAAUUCAAAAGAUGUUGGAUAUGUCUAAGGAUUAAAUCAAAUAGUAGGAACUCUCAUUCCCUUAAAUCUUAAAGAAAAUGAAAUAUAUUGGAUUGUUCUGUAUUUUCUAAAAAAACUCAAACUAAAAGAAAUGUAUAAAGAAGGAUUUCCAAGACUAAAAAUUUUGACCUUUUAAUUAGAAAUUUUCAUGCAAAAUUAUCUCCCAGAGCUGCUGUAAUAUUUAAAAGAAAAUAAUAUAUCUGUCAGUUAUUUUUGCACUAAAUGGUUUAUAACUCUCUUUUCCUAUGAUUUGGAAAGCAAAACAAUACUAAAAAUAUGGAAUCUAUUUUUGAUAAAGGGGUGGAAAGUACUCAUCCGAAUUGCUUUAGCUCUCUUAAAGUUAUUCGAAAAAAGUAUUAAGUCAGAACCAGUUGACAGUCUCUCAGAUUAUAUAAGAAAUUUUGCAGAGCAUAAUUAAAAAUCAGUGAAUGACAUAGAAUUGAUAAAAAUUGCAUUCUAAUUAAAAGUCACAAACAGACUUCUUUUAAGUCUAUAAAAUAUUUACGAAUAGCAUGCUUCUUAUAAUUUUAAUGUUCACAAUUUAAAUAUUUUACUCUUUUAAAAUCACUUGUUAAAUAAUGUUUACGAUUGGAAAAUUCUUCCUUAGGCACCUCAUUUUGAAGGUCUUAAUUCUAUUUUAGAAAGGUUAAAUGCUCACACCAUGGUUGCUGAUUAUAUCAAUGAACUUUCUUCAAUAUAAUCAUAAAGGAGAUCAUAAAAAAAGUAAAAAGUUUAAGAUAUCGAAUUUAAAUAGCAAUAAUUAAAAGGUGUUUCACUUUUGAAUAAAAUUCCUCAUAAAAAAAGUCAUUAGAGAAGUCUUUCUUCAACAAGAUAAACAAAUAUGCUCUUAAAUUAAUUUGAUUUCCCUCAAACAAGUGUAAAUGAUAUAAGAUUUGGGAGCAAUAAAAAAGAACAAACAAUUUAUGAUUCAAGAAGCAAAAGUAUUCCUCACACAACUGAGCCAGGUUAAAAAGACGAACCUGGAUUCUUGCAAUUGAUUUAGAAUAAAAUUAUUUCAAUCUUUAAUAAUCAAGAUUAAUAAGAUUUUUAGAGAUAGUAAAGUAGAUCUCGUAUUGAUGAGAGAGAUACUGCUUACAGUGUGAAUAUUAAACCAUCAUAUAUUAGGCAAUCAAGUACUCCUCAAAUAUUUUCAAGAAAUCAAACACAAACUAAAUAUUAUGACUAAAUUUUAGAAGAUUUUAAAGAAAUAAAUGAUUAAAAUAGAGAUGAUGAAGAUAUCCAAAGCAAAAAUAAAUAAAUUGGGCAAAUUUAAAUAUAACAACAAUAAAUAUAAACACAACAAUAGUAAUAACAAUAAUUAUAAACACAACAAUUGUAAUAACCAUAAUUGUAAAUACAACAAUAACAAUAAUUAUAAUUAUAGUAAUAUUAGUCAUCACUGUAAUAGGAAUAAUAUUAAUAAAAAUAGUUAUUAUAGUAAAAAUCAAUAGUUAAUUAAUCAUAGUAAGUCAAUUAAGUUUUUAAUACAAAUAUGACAGAUGUAAACGAAUUUGAUUACACUUAUGCAAGACCAAAGCAAACAUUUACUAAAUAUAUGAUUAUGUAGAAGCCUGCAAAUCUUGACAAAAUAUAGUAAAAUGUAUAGCUAAUACAAAUGCAAUAAACUUAAACUUAGCAAAUUUAAGCUUAAAUGAUACCUACAAUGAAGAUAUAGUAAAUGCAACAGAGAUAGUAAUAAUAUUAAUAGUAAUAAUUCUAAUCAAAUUAAGUUAAAGUAAUAAGCCCAAGUGUUUCUCCAGAUUUCAGAGCGAAAAACAAUUAGAUGGUUUAAUAGAGAGUAUUUUUACCAUAACAAUAGUAAUAAAUUUAAAGUAUUUAGAGGAUUGUUCCAAUAAACAGUAAUGGAAUGAUGAUAAUAAAUCAAAAAUAUUGA
Molecule: messenger RNA, 2841 nt
Organism: Tetrahymena thermophila SB210
Lineage: Eukaryota; Ciliophora; Oligohymenophorea; Hymenostomatida; Tetrahymenidae
Product: TBC domain protein
Exons: 7
Source: RefSeq, a predicted model, not a curated record